Molecule: messenger RNA, 204 nt
Organism: Clunio marinus
Lineage: Eukaryota; Metazoa; Arthropoda; Insecta; Diptera; Chironomidae
Source: the annotation of a GenBank genome assembly
AUGUUGAUGAAACAUUAUUCCGAAGGGACAUGGAUGAAAAUUACACGAAUAGUUUUUGCACUUGCACUCGUGUUUAUGUUCACAUGGCAAUCAAAACUGGUUUCGUUGUGGAAUCAUUUGAACAGACGAUAUGAAAUUAACACGUCGUCUUUGAGAAGAUGGUCAGAAAAUUUCGACUUGAAAAUUUUUGAACUUUUCUUUUGA